GGGGCGGCCUGGGGGAGGGAGGCCCCCCCACCACCUGUUGGGGCCACGCGGGGCGCUGGGGGAGGAGGCGCAGGGGUGCACAGGCACCGCCACCAGGGGGUUGUGGGGGGAGGGCGGCGGGGUGCAGGGGCGCACAGCCACCACCACCUGGGGGGGUACUGGGCGAGGGGGGCAGUGCAGUCCCGCGGGUGCACAGACUCCGAGGCCGGGGUGGGAGGCCCGGCGCUGGAAUGCAGUUUUCUCAGGCCGGAGAGACUUUGCACCGGAGCGGAGACGACUUCGGGGUGGGGUUUCGCCGCGUCCCCUCCUCCCUCCCCGGGCCGGGCCCCCCUCGCAGGCGCUUUCUGGGCGCGUCCAGGAGCGCGCUGCGAAGUUGCUAGAGGCGCGCGGAGCGGCCGGCGGCUGGGACAAUGGAAGAGAAGGAGAGCCGGCGGGGAGAGCGGGGCCUCGCCACCCCCGCGGACGGCGUGCAGAGCCCGCGGGGUGAACCGGAAGCAGGAAAAAGCAGUCUGCAUGUGACAUCACUGGAAGAUGCAGAAUGCCGCAGAACCAAGGAGCGCCUCUCUAAUGGGACCAGCCGGCUUGUGGUUCCCAAGUCUUCACGCAAUAUCCCAAGGAGACACACUCUAGGCGGGCCCCGAAGUUCCAAAGAAAUCCUGGGAAUGCAAACAUCUGAGAUGGACAGGAAGAGAGAAGCUUUCCUAGAACAUCUGAAGCAGAAGUACCCCCACCAUGCCACGGCCAUCAUGGGCCACCAAGAGAGACUGAGAGACCAGGCAUUGCAAGGCAUGCUGAUUUCUCUCCAGACAGAACUUGACAUGCAAAGGUUCUUGAUGAAAAUUGAAUCAGCCCAGCGAACAAGAAGCCCUAAGCUGUCUCACAGUCCUCAGCCUCCCAGUUUGGGUGAGCCAGUGGAACAUUUAUCAGAGACGUCUGGUGACUCUUUGGAAGCCAUGUCGGAGGGAGAAGUUCCAAGUCCUUUCUCCAGAGGCAGCCGGACUAGAGCAAGCCUUCCAGUGGUGAGGUCAACCAACCAGACGAAAGAGCGAUCUCUGGGGGUUCUCUAUCUCCAGUACGGAGAUGAAACCAAGCAGCUCAGGAUGCCGAAUGAAAUCACAAGUGCAGACACAAUCCGUGCUCUGUUCGUAAGUGCCUUUCCCCAGCAGCUCACCAUGAAGAUGCUUGAGUCUCCUAGUGUCGCCAUCUACAUCAAAGAUGAAAGCCGUAACGUCUAUUACGAAUUGAACGACGUCAGGAAUAUUCAGGACCGGUCCCUCCUCAAAGUGUACAACAAGGAUCCCGCACAUGCGUUCAAUCACACACCAAAAACUCUGAAUGGAGACCUGAGGAUGCAGAGAGAGAUCAUUUAUUCCAGAGGAGAUGGCCCCACAGCCUCUCGGCCAGGAUCCAUGGCCCACACUCCUCAUGCCAUUCCAAACUCCCCACCCCCCACACCUGUGCCCCACUCCAUGCCUCCUUCCCCAUCCAGAAUCCCCUACGGGGUCUCCCGCCCUAUGAUUGCUCCUGGCAACGCCACCCUUCCCAGGGACAGACUGUCCAGCCUGCCCAUCUCCAGAUCCAUCUCACCGAGCCCCAGUGCCAUCCUGGAAAGGAGAGAUGUCAAGCCGGAUGAGGACAUGAGCGCCAAGAACCUGGCCAUGUACCGCAACGACGGCUUCUACGCCGACCCCUACCUGUAUCACGAGGGCAGGAUGAGCAUCGCCUCUUCCCACGGCGGCCACCCCUUGGAUGUCCCCGACCACGUCAUCGCCUACCACCGCACGGCCAUCCGAUCCUCCAGCGCCUACUGCAACCCAGCUCUGCAAGCGGAGAUGCACAUGGAGCAGGCCCUGUACAGACAGAAGUCACGGAAGUACCCAGACAGUCACCUGCCAACGCUGGGCUCCAAAACACCCCCCGCCUCCCCGCACCGGGUCAACGACCUCAGGAUGGUGGACAUGCACGCCCACCACAACGCCCACGGCCCACCGCUCACCAUGCAGCCCGAGCGGGUCUCGCCCAGCCGCCAGACCUUCAAGAAGGAGCCGGGCACCUUGGUAUAUAUUGAAAAGCCACGGACCGCUCCAGGACUCUCUGGCCUGAUGGAGCUUGGUCCUCCUCUGGUUGAGAAGCAGGUGUUUGCUUACAGCACGGCGACCAUCCCCAAAGACAGGGAGACCAGAGAGAGGAUGCAAGCCAUGGAGAAACAGAUCGCCAGUUUAACUGGCCUGGUUCAGUCGGCGCUUUUUAAAGGGCCCAUAACAAGUAGUAGCAGAGAGGCGUCUAGUGAGAAAAUGAAAAGCACAGCCAGCAAGAACCACGUGGACAGUGCAGCAGGAACGCCCCAUGCUUUGGUCGGGAAGACGCUCAGCGCCCUGGAGUGCACGGGGCCACCCAGCCAGCCACUGCCCGCGGGCACCCCGGCCCUACACGCCAGCCUGCUGCACAUGAGACGCAGCGUGGCUGAACUCCGGCUCCAGCUCCAGCAGAUGCGGCAGCUCCAGCUGCAGAACCAGGAGCUGCUGAGGGCCAUGAUAAAGAAGGCUGAGCUGGAAAUCAGCAGCAAAGUGACGGAAACGCUGAAGAGGCUGGAGGACCCGGUGCAGAGACAACGCGUCCUGGUGGAGCAGGAGAGACAGAAGUACCUUCAGGAGGAGGAGAGGAUUGUCAAGAAGCUCUGUGAACUGGAAGACUUCGUGGAGGACUUGAAGAAGGACUCUGCAUCAGCUGGCCGAGUGGUGACGCUGAAAGAUGUAGAAGAUGGGGCCUUCCUCCUCCGACAGGCGGGAGAGGCUGUAGCAACCCUGAAAGGAGAGUUCCCCACCUUGCAGAACAAGAUGCGAGCCAUUCUGCGUAUCGAGGUGGAGGCUGUGCGCUUCCUGAAGGAGGAGCCACACCGGCUGGACAGCCUCCUACAGCGCGUGCGCGGCAUGACCGACGUCCUGACCACCUUGCGGAGGCACGUCACCGAUGGCCUCCUGAAAGGGACCGACGCAGCCCAGGCCGCACAGUAUGUCGCCAUGGAAAAAGCCACCGCCGCCGAGGUCCUGAGGAACCAGGAAGAGGCACCUCAUGCCCCAAGCCAGUCCUCCCAGGCUGGCGCAGGAGUUCCUGGCGAUGUGAAGGCGGAAGUGAUGCCCUUGACAGUUCACCACGUGCAGAGCUCUCCUGUGGUCAUCCAGCCCUCGCAGCUCUCCUGCGCCCUGCCGAACCCGGCCCAGCAGGCGUCCCUGGGCACCAGUCCUCACCCCACCAGCCCCCCAGCCGGGACACAGGAGGUGAACUUGGCACAGGUGCCUCAGUCCCCACAGACCCCCGUGAAUGGCUCUGCUCUGCAGACCCUGUUCAUUGAGGAAAUCCACAGUGUGAGUGCCAAGCACAGAGCAGAGUCCAUUGAGAAAGCAGAGAGGAAGUGGGAAGAGAAAAGGCAGAACCUGGACCAUUACAACGGGAAGGAGUUCGAGAAGCUUUUAGAGGAAGCUCAGGCCAACAUCAUGAAGUCAAUUCCAGACCUGGAGAUGCCUCCAGCUUCAGGGCCCCAGCCAAAGGGGGAGGCUCCAGGGGACAAGCUGGACCAUUCAGAAGACUCGCCAAAUUCCGAACAGGAUCUGGACAAGAUGGGGGGCAAGUCCCCACCCCCUCCUCCCCCACCCCCGAGACGGAACUACCUGCCAGGAUCUGGGCUCACCACCACACGGUCUGGCGACGUGGUCUACACGGGCAGGAAGGAGAUCAGCAGCGCUAAGGUGAGCUGUGAAGAGGCUGGACCAGGCCCUCAAGCUAGAGCCACAAAAUUUCCAGCAGAGGAGCCAGCUUCAGCCUGGACCCCGUCCCCACCGCCUAUUUCUAUCACCUCAAAGGACGAGGAGGAAGAUGAGGAGGGAGACAAAAUCAUGGCAGAACUCCAGGCUUUCCAGAAGUGUUCCUUUAUGGAUGUAAAUUCAAACAGUCAUGCUGAACAGUCCCGGGCUGACUCUAGGCCAGGGGCCACAGCCCCGCCCAAGGAGAAGAAGACACAGGGCAUUUUUGGAAGCUGGAGAGCAAGGCCUGCCCAGAACUUGGGAUUUUUCCAUGAAGACGCACGGAAAUCUGAGGUUGAAUAUGAAAACGGACCCAGGCUGGACAGUCACAAGGUUCCCACAGGGGCACCCAGUGACCGUCCUAAGUGGGACAGAGGAGUGGAGUCUAGUGUAUCUGAUGCUUCGCAGACAUCAGAAUGUAAAAGUGACAGCCUGGUGAAAGAAAGCUCCGUGCCCAAUCAGAGUUCACCCAGAGACGAUGAAAACUAUUUCCAGAAAAAUGGAUCUAAGGUCCAUGCCUCUGGCAUGAGUUCAUUAGAAGAGGAACUAAACAAAGGUCCGAAAGUCUCAGGACGGCAGCUCCCCACCUCAGACACUGAGACUCAGAAGAUGAGUCAUGCAAAAGACAAGAGCCAACAAGGCCAGGAGACUACAGAUAAGUGUCAUUGCCCGUCUCUUGCGAGAUCCACGGAACUGAGUGUCCUGGACCCCAGGACUCAUGACGAAGAGGUUUCAGUGACAGAGUUUGGUCAGGUUGUUCUGAGAACCAGGGGUACUAGGGCAGCAAGUGUGAACCCAAAUGAGGACACAGAAUCUACACCGAGUUCACCCACGGAAGAAAACGCCACCACCGACAACAUUGCUUUCAUGAUCACCAAAACCGCAGUGCAGGUUCUGUCCAGUGGGGAGGUCCGAGACAUAGUGAGCAGGAAGGGGGAAGACGUCCAGACGGUGAACAUCGAUGCCAAAAAAGAGGUGAAUUCCCCACCAGGAGCUGAUAAUGAAGAGCCCGUCGUGUGUCUGGACAAGAAGCCAGUUAUCAUCAUUUUUGACGAGCCUAUGGAUAUCCGGUCUGCGUAUAAGAGGCUUUCCACCAUAUUUGAGGAAUGUGAUGAGGAAUUAGAGAAAAUGAUGAUGGAGGAGAAGAUAGAGGAGGAGGAAGAGGAGGAAAAUGGGGAUGCUGUGAGUCAGAAUAAGACUUACCCAAAGCCUUCCAGGCCCAGCAGCCUUGGAUCUGGGCAGCUCGCUGAGGAGAAGUUAGCAGAGACCAAGAGCCCAGGACAGGAUGCUCUCAAAGAGGAGCCCAGUCAGCUGAGCCAGGCAGAGUCUCCCAGCCCGGACAGCAGGUGCAAUGGGCUGGAGGAUCAGUUUGAGAGCCCUAAGAAGAAGUUCAAGUUCAAAUUUCCCAAAAAGCAGCUGGCAGCCCUGACUCAGGCCAUCCGCACGGGGACCAAGACGGGGAAGAAGACACUGCAGGUGGUGGUCUACGAAGAGGAGGAAGAGGACGGCACCUUGAAGCAGCACAAGGAGGCCAGGCGGUUCGAGAUCGCUCGGUCUCAGCCUGAGGAGCCCCCGAGAAACCCGCUCCGGGGACCUGAGAGCCCAGCACCAAUCUCUAGGACAGACGAGAUCCGAAAGAACACGUACAAGACGUUGGACAGCCUAGAACAGACCAUCAAACAGCUGGAAAACACCAUCAGUGAAAUGAGCCCUCGGGUCCUAGCAGACCCCUCCUCCGCUUCCUCCAACCGAGAUUCCCUAGCAAGCUCACCCCACCUAGCCCGGGAGCCCUCGCCCCGGUCCUUGCUAGUUCUGGAUGACGCCCCCACUGCCCUAGAGCCCCCCUCGUCUAUUCCUUCAGCGUCACGAAGUAAGGGCUCCGGGGGAUCCUCCCAGACCAGCAGGAUGCCUGUGCCCAUGAGUUCUAAGAACAGACCCGGAGGCCUGGACAAGCCUGGCAAGCCGUCCAAACUACAGGACCCCCGCCAGUAUCGCCAGGCUAAUGGAAGUGCUAAGAAAGCUGGUGGGGAUUGUAAGCCUACUCUCCCCUCCUUACCUGCUUCUAAGAUUCCAGCCCUUUCUCCCAGCUCUGGGAAAAGCAGUUCCCUGCCCUCUUCUAGUGGUGACAGCUCUACCCUCCCUAAUCCACCUGCUAAACCACUGGUCCCCUCUAACCCUCUCAGCCCUCACACAGGACGCUCCGCUCCUCCUGCCUCCCUCAUCCCCUCUGUCUCUAAUGGCUCUUUAAAGUUUCAGAGCCCCACUCAUACAGGUAAAGGUCACCAUCUCUCAUUCUCACUGCAGACUCAAAAUGGCCGAGCAGCCCCUCCUCCUUCCUCUUCCUCCUCGUCCCCCUCCCCAGCCUCCCCCACCGCACUGACUCAAGGUGCAAAGAGCAUCAGGACCAUCCACACUCCUAGCCUCACCAGCUACAAGGCACAGAACGGAAGCUCCGGCAAAAGCGUCCCAUCCACAGCCAAGGAGACCUCCUAAAGGCCAAAUCCUAGUAGACACAAGUUGGAGUUAAAAGAAAAAAAAGUGUUUUUUUUUUCUAGCAGCUUUCAACAACUGUUUUCACAAGACGAUGUGACAUAUUGUUGUACCGUGUGAGGCUUAAUGCUAUGUAUGCACUAAAUACCAAAUUAGUAGACUUCAGUAAAGUUUUUUUUCCCCCCGUUUUUUCCUUGGUUACCAUUGUAAUUACGUAGUGUUGACUGUCUGUAUCUAAGUACUUGUUAAAUGAAGUAAGCAUGUGUUGCAGGAAAAAAACAAAUAAUAAUAAAAAGACAAUGGUGAGAGAGAAUGUGUGUGAGGCAGAAGAAGUAAAAUGUACUGAGCAUGUCAAACAUGUCCGAUUCCAGAAUUUUAGUAUCUUUUUUGUAUAGAACUAUUUUUCAUUACAGAGACUAGGAGUGAACAGAGAAAUACACAAGCGUGACUAUUAUGAAUUAUAAAACAGAUGUGAUAAUAUUUUCCUUUUUAUUUUCAUGUUAUUUAGCUUUAUUACAGAUUUCUAUUUUUGUCAAGACUUCAUGGUUCCUUUCAAGACCUUUUUUGCCAAAAUGUUUUGAUACUAUAUAGCAUUGUACAUUUGAACGUUAGUGUGCUAGACAAAAAGCCAAUGAACUUCUGCCAAACCGACAGAGAGGCGGAUGUAGAAAGACAAGUUAUCAAACCUGUUGCACUGCCAGAAAGUUCUGGAUGAUAAUUUGCCAGCCCCAGCAAGCUAGUUCCUUUGCUUUUCCUGUUUCUUUUCCCUCUUUGUUUCAUCAUAUUAGAACUCUGUAGUUGUUUCUUUGCAAGAUCAAACCCCUUCUUUUGUCUUCUGGGACCUGAUAACCCCACACAGUGGCAGCCUUGUGGGUCUUAAAAUGUACACUUCUGCCCGCUUCUAGAGACUGACUUUUGUAAAUAUAUAAAUAGGCUUACAAAUACUGAUCUGACAGCACGUAGACUAGUUUUCCCACACCAAAGUUAAUUUUUAUGCAUGCUUUAAAUAAAUAAAUAAAUAAAUAAAUAUAUAUAUCUUGGGAUGGGCAGAGGUGGGAUGAACCUAUACAUUUUUUUUAAAAAAAAAAGCAACAAGUUUGCACAGCUAGAGCAUUUUUGUAAAUAAAUGUAUUUGUAUAACACAGUCAUGUAAUAUACAGAACUAUAAGCAGAGACUUUGCAAAAACUAAAUAAAGGGCUGCAUGAUUAUUAUUAUUA
Messenger RNA from Erinaceus europaeus (western European hedgehog), 7508 nucleotides. RefSeq names its product KIAA1217 ortholog. The transcript has 23 exons. Lineage: Eukaryota; Metazoa; Chordata; Mammalia; Eulipotyphla; Erinaceidae. The record is from RefSeq and is a predicted model, not a curated record. Gene Ontology annotation, cellular component: cytoplasm. Bases 411 to 6293 code for a protein of 1960 amino acids.